Messenger RNA from Saxophila tyrrhenica, 3000 nucleotides. RefSeq lists its product as uncharacterized. Gene Ontology annotation, molecular function: hydrolase activity, hydrolyzing O-glycosyl compounds; carbohydrate binding. NCBI's taxonomy places the organism in Eukaryota, Fungi, Ascomycota, Dothideomycetes, Mycosphaerellales, Extremaceae. The record is from RefSeq and is a predicted model, not a curated record. Bases 1 to 3000 code for a protein of 999 amino acids. Gene Ontology annotation, biological process: carbohydrate metabolic process. The transcript has 10 exons.
AUGAGAAGCUGGAAAGAGUUCCUACUCGCAGCUGUGCCUCUGGCUGCCGCACAGUCGAGCACCACUGCACCCGCCGAUGGCUUGACCACAGCUGCCGGAACACAGACUGGCUCAGUUGGCACAGCUACGAUCAAUGGAUCACCAACAACAUACUCCGUAGCCUUCACCGUGCCGGCCUCUGCAGACGUUGGUCCGAACCUCCUACCUAACAUCAAGGACCCAAAUGCGAAGCAAGCCCAGCAGCUGUGCCCAGGUUACAAAGCAAGCGGCGUCGAGAGGACUGCCCGUGGAUUUACGGCCAGUCUCACGCUUGCUGGCGAGCCUUGCAAUGUCUACGGAACAGAUGUUGAGGAUCUCACCUUGACAGUGGAGGUGCAAACGAGCCACCGCCUGCGUGUCAACAUCGCACCAAUAUACCUCGACAGCUCCAAUACUUCGCACUUCAUUUUGCCCGAGAAUCUGGUCCCAGCUCCGAAAAACGGGGACCUCCCACAAGACAUUGACCUGGAGCUGAGCUGGAGCAAUGAGCCUUCCUUCUCUUUCGUGAUCGUGCGCAAGUCGACCGGUGAUGUGCUGUUCGAUACCCGAGGCAGCGUCCUCGUCUACGAAAACCAGUUCAUCGAGUUCGCAUCACAGCUUCCGAAGGACUACAACCUGUACGGCAUGGGCGAGCGCAUUCACGGCCUUCGGCUCGGGAACAACUUCACCGCCACCUUCUAUGCUGCAGAUGCUGGAGAUCCGAUCGAUGGCAAUAUCUACGGUAAUCAUCCUUUCUAUCUCGAUACUAGAUACUUCGAGGUAGAUGAGUCUUCUGGCGAGCGCACGAUGGUCACCACGCAAAAUGUAUCUGCGACUGGCAACUACGAGAGCUACAGCCACGGUGUGUAUCUACGCAAUGCUCAUGGAGGUGAAGCGCUUAUGCUGCCAUCGAACUUGACCUGGCGUACGCUUGGUGGCUCGAUUGACCUGUACGUCUUUGACGGACCCACAGCGGAAGAUGUCACGAAGCAGUAUCAAAGCGGAGCGAUUGGUCUACCGAAGAUGGAACAAUACUGGACGUUCGGCUACCAUCAGUGCCGGUGGGGUUACAAGAACUGGUCGAUGGUGGAGGAUGUCGUCAACAACUACCGAGCCUUCGACAUUCCUCUGGAAACUGUCUGGACGGACAUUGAUUACAUGUUCCAGUACAGGGAUUUCACGAACGAUCAGAACACUUUCCCAUAUGACGAGGGCGAGGAGCUGCUUUCACGAUUGGCGGCUAAUGGACAACACUACGUUCCCAUUGUUGAUUCCGCCAUCUACAUCCCCAACCCAAACAAUGCUUCAGACAACUACUCAUCGUACACUGAUGGUCACGAGCGCGGCGUCUUCCUCACGAAUGCCGACGGCAGCGAGUAUAUUGGUUCAGUGUGGCCAGGGUACACCGUCUUUCCCGACUGGCACGCCUCUGAUAGCGUAUCAUGGUGGUCAGAUCAGCUGAAACAGCACCACGAUAACGUGCCCUGGUCUGGCAUUUGGAUUGACAUGUCUGAAGUCUCAUCGUUCUGCAUCGGCAGUUGCGGUACUGGUAACUUGUCUUUGAAUCCAGUCCACCCGCCCUUCGGCCUGCCAGGAGAGGAGGGCAGCAAGAUCUUCACCUACCCCGAGGGCUUCGACAAGACCAACAAGUCCGAAGCAGCAAUGGCUUCGUCGCUCUCUGCUUCACAAGCCAGUGCGGUGGCGAAAGCGACUCCUCCGAGCACAGCGACCACACCGUACUUUGUUCCUACGGUGACUCCGGGCGUGCGCAAUGUUGAGAAUCCGCCUUAUGUGAUCAACAACAUCAACGGUGCCUUGGGUGUCCACGCCGUCUCUCCUAACGCCACGCACGUCGAUGGAGUUGAGGAGUACGAUGUGCACAAUCUUUACGGUCAUCAGAUACUCAACGCCACGUACUACGGUCUGCUGGAUGUCUUCCCUGGCAAGCGGCCCUUCAUCAUCGGCAGGAGCACCUUUGCUGGAAGUGGUACCGUUGCUGGGCAUUGGGGCGGCGACAACACCAGUCUGUUUGCAUACAUGUACUUCUCCAUCGCUCAGGCACUCAACUUUGCGUUGUUCGGCAUACCAAUGUUUGGUGUGGACACUUGCGGCUUCAAUGGCAACUCAGAUGAAGAGCUUUGCUCCCGCUGGAUGCAGCUAUCUGCCUUCUUUCCAUUCUACCGGAAUCACAAUACUCUAUCGGCAGACUCCCAAGAAGCUUACGUCUGGGCAUCCGUUGCAGAAGCAUCUCGCAAAGCCAUGGCCAUUCGCUACAGCCUUCUCCCAUACAUGUACACUCUCUUCUACCUCUCUCACACGACCGGCAGCACCGUCAUGCGCGCCCUCUCGUGGGAAUAUCCAAACGACCCUACCCUGGCCGCAAUUGACAACCAGUUCCUCCUCGGUCCGAGCGUAAUGGUCGUUCCAGUUCUGGGCCAGGGCAUGGACUACGCCAGAGGCGUCUUCCCCGGUAUCGUGCAGGGCGAGGUUUGGUACGACUGGUAUACGCAGGAAGUGGUGUCCGCCAGACCAGGCCAGAAUGUGACCAUCCCGGCGCCGCUUGGCCAUAUCCCGGUGUUCAUCCGCGGAGGAUCGGUAUUGCCGCAGCAGGAAGCUUUGUACACGACGUUGGAGUCCAGAAACUCGAGCUGGAGUCUGCUCUGUGCGCUCGACGCCAAUGGCGCUGCAACAGGACAGCUCUACGUCGAUGAUGGGGAGAGCCUAGUACCGGAAUCGUCGCUGUUCGUCGACUUCGCUGCGAGCGAAGGGAGCCUUUAUGCCAGCGCUCGGGGUCUGUAUAACGACACCAACGCUCUCGCUAACGUGACGAUCAUGGGGGUUGCAAGUGAGCCGCAAAGUGUGACGCUAAACGGAGAGGACGUGGGCAAUGUGGCGUAUGACAGUAGCAGCAAGGUGUUGAAGCUGACUCAGCUCACGACUACUCCGGCGUGGAUGGAGGACUGGGUGUUGAGCUGGGCUUGA